UUAUUCUUUAAUAAAAUGGUUGUGACGUAGAUCGACAGCUGGCUCCGUUUUUCGGUCUUUUUACUGUUUUUCGAAAAUAAUAAAAAAAAAAAACAUUGUCCCCGAGGAUAGUGAAUUCAAUAUGUGUAUAUUUAAUCCAAGUGUUCUUUGACCAAUUUGAAUAUUUGUAAAAUUAGAAAAAGAAAGAUUUUUAAAAUGGUCGAGUAAAAAAAAAGCACAAAAAGCAGACGAAAAUGAAUAGGAUACCGAAAAUGUCAUGUCCAGGAGGUGGACUCUAUGUCCUUGAAGGGGAGGUGGGCCUCCUGGUAACAGCAAUGCGACGUGGUGUACGAUGGUCGUCACACUCUCAUCAGGAUGAAGAUCAAGAUGUUUUAAUGAAGGGAUUGUCUUCGUUGAAGGAAGCUUUAAAUGAGGCAAAAGAUGUUUCUCAAUUGGAACCAGCUGUUUUUAUGGCACCAUUUCUUGAAAUUAUACGAUCCGAAGAAACCACUGGACCAGUUACUAGUCUCGCUUUAUCAGCUGUUAAUAAAAUAAUCUCCUAUGGAUUAAUUGAUCCAGAUCAUCCAGCGAUUGCACCUUGUGUGGAAGCUGUGGCUGAUGCUGUUACCCAUGCGAGAUUUGUGGGUACAGAUGCCUCUGGCGAUGGUGUUGUUCUAAUGAGAAUUCUUCAAGUUCUUCGGGCAUUAAUGCUUUCUCCAGCUGGCAAUCAUCUUUCAAAUGAGAGUAUUUGUGAAAUUAUGCUCUCUUGUUUUCGAAUAUGUUUUGAAACACGUCUCAGCGAAUUAUUGAGACGAACAGCGGAACACUGUUUGAGAGAUAUGGUUCAACAUUUAUUUACAAGAUUACCAUAUUUUGUCGACGAUUCGAGAGGUCUUUUAAAUAUGAAGAAAAUGAGAACAAAUAAUAUGGAUAAUACGCGAAGUAAAACUAGAAAAACAAAGAUACAUUCCAAAUCAAAGUCACAACAACCAAAUCCUGAUGAAAUUGAAGAUGGCGAGUCACAAUUAUUAAGUCCUGUUGAUAGAAUAAGAGCGAAUCAUCUUGCAACAACGCCUGUAACGCCUGCUGGCAAUAUUGUUGAUAUGCAAGGAUCAUUAGAUCAAAGUCCACCGGAAAAAGUUGAUGAUGAUAAAAUUGAUAAUAAAAAUAAUAGUGUAGCAAAAACAUUGGAUCUUGAAACAAAAGAUGAAAAUCAAGAGAUCAAUAAGGAAACAAUUAUAAAUGAAUUGACAACAGAAAAUUCUUCUGAAUCACAACAAAAUGAAUGUGAAUCGUCUUCCGAAAAUAAUAAUAAAAAUUCCAUAACAAUUGAAAAAGAAACAAUUGAAUGUUUAGAAAAGGAAAACAUUCCAGAGAAUCAAGAAAAUCAAGAUAAAACUUGGAUUCAAUCGCCAGCGGGUAGUGUUGAAGAUUUAUCAUCAGUUGAAGAUAAUUCUAAUUAUGAUGUAUCGAAAAUACCGAAAAUACGAAUAGAAGAUGAACCACUUGAAGAAUAUGUAAAUACUCAAGGCGUUAGAUUUAUGCCACAUCAACAAUAUGCACCAUAUGGUUCUCUUUGUGUUCGUGAACUUUUUAGAUUUCUUGCUUCAAUAUGCAAUCCAUUAGAUAAACAAAAUACAGAAAUAAUGAUGCAUUUAGGUCUUAGUUUAUUGCAAGUAGCAUUGGAAAUUGCCGCUGAUGCACUUGCAAAUUUUACAUCAUUAUUGUCGCUAGCAAAGGAUGAUCUUUCUCGAAAUUUAAUUUUGUUGCUGGGAUCCGAUCGUUUAUCGAUUUUAGCUGCUAAUCUUCAAGUGUCAUUUUUAUUAUUCGAAUCACAAAGGGAACAUUUGAAAUUUCAAUUAGAACAUUAUAUUACUAAAUUAAUGGAAAUAGUGAAUUCUGAAUCGAAUCGAAUAUCGUACGAACAACGAGAAUUGGCUUUGGAAGCGAUUGUCAGGCUGUGGAGAAUACCGGGUUUACCCGCGGAAUUGUAUUUAAAUUACGACUGUGGACUUUAUUCUACGAAUCUUUAUGAGGAAUCAAUGAAACUUUUAUCUAGGAACGCGUCUUCUUUUAUGGGAACCAUGUACAGUAUGCAAUUUAUUUCCCUCGAUGCUAUAUUUAAUUUAAUUUCGGGAAUGGAGGCAAGAUGUAAAGGUCUUCAUGAUCUUUGUAAAACUUCUAGACACGCACCGUCACCAAAUCUUCCAACGAGAGAUGAACUUCUCACGACAAAGGCCAACAAGAGGUGGUUGGCUUUGGGUACUGAGAAAUUUAACGAGAAUCCUCGUAAGGGAAUUGCAAAAUUGUCAGAACAUGGACUUUUAGGUGAUAAUGUUGAGCAACCUGAUCCGGAGAAAAUUGCAAAAAUUCUUCGUGAAAAUCCUGGACUAGAUAAAAAGGCAAUUGGCGAAUAUAUAAGUAGAAAGGAAAAUAAAACAAUAUUAAAUUGUUUUGUUCAUAAUUUUGAUUUAAGUAAUACAAGAAUUGAUCAAGCUCUACGUUUAUAUUUGGAAUCAUUUCGACUUCCUGGUGAAGCUGCAUUGAUUUCGCUUCUUCUUGAAAAAUUCGCCGAACAUUGGCAUGAUAGCAAUGGUAGACCUUUUGCAUCAGCAGACGCGGCAUUCACUCUCGCUUAUGCUGUAAUUAUUUUAAAUGUCGAUCAACAUAAUUAUAACGCGAAACGGCAAAUUAAUCCAAUGAAUGCCGAGGAUUUUAAAAAGAAUUUAAAAAAAGUUAAUGGCGACGAAGAUUUUGAUCAAGAAAUGUUGGAUGAAAUUUAUACUUCUAUCAAAAAUGAAGAAAUUGUCAUGCCAGCUGAACAGACGGGACUUGUGAAAGAAAAUUAUCUUUGGAAAGUGUUGUUAAGACGUAGUUGCGGUCCAGAGAGUAGUUAUUUAAAAGUCGGCAGCGCUGGAGAAUUUGUCGAUAAAGAAUUAGCCGAAAGAGCAUGGGCUCCAAUUGUCAGCGCUCUUUGCAGAGCUUUUGAUAAAGCUCCCGACAAAACUCUUCAACGAAGAGUUGCACAAGCGUUCCUCAGUUGUGCGGCAGUUAGUGCUCAUUAUGGAAUGACAAGCGAUUUGGAUACAUUGAUAGUCAGUAUUUGUAAAUUUACCGGUUUAGCAGCUGGUGGUGAACCAGAUCAAGUUGUAUUAAAUUUGGGAAGUAGUGGACGAUGUCAAUUGGCGGCUCAUACACUAUUUAAAAUAACUCAUAUGCAUGGUGAUGCAUUACGUGCAUCGUGGAAAAAUAUAAUUGAUUGUCUUCAAACAUUAUUUUUAGCUCGCGUUUUGCCAAAGAAUCUCACUGAGGGUGAGGAUUUUCUUGAUUUAACAGGAAAAAUAUCAUUAAUACGCGAACCAUCAACAAUGAAAACAGCGCCUGUUGAACAAGGAUUAUUUUCCAGUUUAUAUUCAUAUAUUGCACUUCAUACGGCAAAAGUUCCACAUCCAGCUGAAAUUGCCGCUAGAGAACGCGCUGCAAAAUGUAUUGCAAAUUGUCAUCUCAAGCAAAUUAUCGAGGAGAGUAAAUUUUUACAGGUGGAAUCAUUACGAUCAUUGAUUGGCGCUCUUGUUUCGGUGAAAUCGCAAGACGAGGAUCUUGCCGUUUUUCUAUUGGAAUGUCUUUUGGAAGUGACAAUUCAAAAUCGUGAUCGUGUAAUUUGUAUUUGGCCGGUUGUACAAGCGCAUCUUGAUGGAUUAUUAACAACAGCGGCGCGUGAAAAUCAACCCUAUCUUUUGGAACGUGUUGCUGUUGGAAUGUUACGUCUUGCUAUAAGACUUUUGAGAGGUGAAGAAUUGGCAUGCACUGUUCUUCCACCAUUAACACCUUUAACAUAUUUGCCAUCAGUUGGAAUGUCACCAUUAUCACGACAAAUUGCCUAUGGAUUAUCUGAAUUAUUAAAAACUGGUGCUGCCAAUAUACACACAAAUGAAGAUUGGAAAGUAAUUUUCAGCCUAUUAGAAUGCGUUGGUGCCGGUGCUUUACAAUCAAAACAAAAUACAAAUUCCGAUGAAUCAUCAUCAAGAAAUUCAAUUCUCGAUCCACGACCAAUUAGUCCAGUUCCCGAGUGGGUUUUGGUUUCACCAACCGGAACCGAGGCACCACUUCCGGUUGCUGCCGAUACCAUUGUCUUGGAUCGAGAUCUUCAAUCACAUGAUCCGGCAGCAUUGGUGAAAUGCAUUGAAAGUUUAUCAUUUCUUGUUCGUGAUGUUGCUCACGUAACUCCAUUUAAUUUUGAACUAUGCGUUAGAUGUGUGAGAACAUUUUCCGAAGCAGUUCUUCAAUGUUCUGGCAAAAGAAAUCGUGUUUUAACAAACGUUGAUGAGCCUGCAAAUUAUCAACAGAGUCCUAUUCAAUUAUUAGAAUUGAUGCACACUCUACAUACAAGAACAGCUCAGGUAUUUCAAUGGUGGGCUCAGGAAGGUGAAACCACUGAUAUUUCACUUUGGGCACAAGGAUGGCGCCCCUUAUUACAGGGAAUCGCGAGACUUUGCGGCGAUUGUAGACGACCAGUUCGUGCAUCAGCUAUUACUUAUCUUCAAUCACUUUUGGCACAUGAACUCACUCAACUCACAGGUAUUGAAUGGUCCCAAUGUUUGGAACAAGUUUUAUUUCCAUUAUUCGCUCAAUUAUUGGGUCAAAUUUCACCUAAUGAUCCAACUGGAGUUGAAGAGACAAGAUUUCGUGCCGCGACAUUAUUGUCAAAAGUUUUUCUUCAUCAUUUAACGCCACUUCUCACAUUACCAGGAUUUUUACCACUUUGGCUAACGGUACUUGAUCUUCUUCGUGCUUUUAUGCACGCUGAUAAUAGUGAACUUUUAUUUGAAGCCAUACCAGAAUCAUUGAAAAAUAUGUUACUCGUCAUGUCAUCAGCUGGUGUUUUGGUACCAGAAUCAAAUUUAUGGGCACCAACGUGGCGUACAAUUGAUGGAUUUUUGCCAAAUUUAAAAAACGAAUUAUUCCCCGAACCACCGAUUAUUCAAAAUUCACCUCUUUCGCAAUCACCUCAACCACAGGUUAUCAGUCUUGUUGAUCAGCAACAACCAUUAUUUCCAGGAUCAAUAGCACCACAACCGGAAAUUGAAUCAAAUAAUAGUGAAACAAUUAAUGAUAAUGAUGAUAUAUUGAAUUCAGUGGAAAAUGGAAUUCUCCGUUCAACUGGAGUAAUUGCUGCAACAAUAUUACCAGCUUCAUCGUCUGAAAAAAAAUUUGAUGCUCAACAAGUUAUAACACUUGUGAAUCAACCAAGUGUAUCGAGUCCAGUUGCAAUUCAACCGAGUGCACAACAAGUUUUUGAUUUUUAUCGACCGGGAAUAUCCAAUAAUCAGGAUAUUGAAAAUAAUUUAAUUAAUCAGGAGAAUAUUUGGCAUAAUUCACAGCAACAUAUUAUUGCCGUUUCUCAGGAUGUAUCAAUUGUCCCUCAGGUGACAACAUCACAAGAAUUAUUAAUUUCCCAACAAAUAAAUAAUCAACAACAAUUAACAAUGCCUCAACAACAAUCACAUCAAAUAAUAUCACUUUCGCAAUAUCCACAAAAUUCAUUUCCACAAUCACAUGAAUUUCAUUAUUCUGGCGAGAAUAAUCUUAGUCAUUCCGUUAAAUCUCAUGAGGCAACAAUUGAGGAGGGAAAAGCAGCAACGAUUUUUAAUUCUGCAGCUUAUUUUAAUGAAGACCCAGCUGCGGAUCGUCUUUUUGACGUUCGUCAAGUGAGUACCGCCACAUUGGAAAAUUGAAAAUAAUUCAGCUUUAGUACAAAGAUCAAUUAUAAUUUUUUUUUUUCAAUUCAACAACAAAUUUUCGUUUAUAAAACGAAUUGAAAAAAAAGAAGAAAUUUUAAUUUGGUGGCGGUGCAAAUUUGACGUCAAAUUACUAAAAUCUAAUAAUAAUAAUAAUAAAAUAAUAAAUUGUAAAAAUAAAAAGUGAUAUAUCAGAACAGUAAAUAGGGGUUUUGGUUACUCGCAAUAUGUUUAAGUGAUUUUUAAAAAUCAAAUUUUUGUUUAGUAUCUAUUUUUUUGUUAUUUUGAAAAGUUUCAUUUUCUAAGUUUUAUUAUGCGCAAAAAUUUUUUUUCUUUUUUGCUUGUGACAGCUUUUAAUAAUUUAAAAUUUUAAUCACUUUUUAAAAAAAAAAAAAUUUAUAUCAAAUUUGAAUGAAUGUCAAUAAGGGAGAUUUUUAUUUUUUAAAAAUUUGGAAAAUAAUAUUUUUAAGUUUAUCUUGAAAAUAUUAUAAAUAUAUAUAGAGAAAGAGAGAAAGAGAGAGAUGAUUGAAAAUUAGUGUACAAAUUACUAAACUUAUAAAUAUAUUACAAUGUAUACACAAAAAACUUUAUCAAGUGUUAAAUAAAAUAUUUAAAAUUCAUAUGACUUAUGAAUUUUCAUUCAUAAGUCAUAUAUUUAAUUGUAGUUUAUAAAACGAGAAAA
Leptopilina boulardi is the source of this 6399-nucleotide messenger RNA. RefSeq names its product Golgi-specific brefeldin A-resistance guanine nucleotide exchange factor 1 (gene garz). Gene Ontology annotation, biological process: regulation of ARF protein signal transduction. The transcript has 17 exons. Lineage: Eukaryota; Metazoa; Arthropoda; Insecta; Hymenoptera; Figitidae. The record is from RefSeq and is a predicted model, not a curated record. Gene Ontology annotation, molecular function: guanyl-nucleotide exchange factor activity. The coding region runs from base 234 to 5714 and encodes 1826 amino acids.